Messenger RNA from Alnus glutinosa, 636 nucleotides. RefSeq lists its product as uncharacterized. The transcript has a single exon. The record is from RefSeq and is a predicted model, not a curated record. The coding region runs from base 131 to 472 and encodes 113 amino acids. Lineage: Eukaryota; Viridiplantae; Streptophyta; Magnoliopsida; Fagales; Betulaceae.
CUCUGCUCACACCUCACAUGCAAAAAGUUGGAACUUCCAAAAAGUAGUUUUCUAGUACAGUGGCUUUAAUUUCUCUGGAUCCCAAACACUGUUCUUGGCACCAGUUAGAUCCACCAGGAGAUCCAGAAUCAUGGGGAAUUGCAUGGAGACAUGCGAGAAGAGGCAAGAAACAGAGGAUCAGGAAAUGCAGCAGCAGCAGCAGCAGCAGGGAUAUGAUGAAAGAGAGAGAUCAUCAGCAAGCCCGUUUGUGAAGGAAAGUGGGUUUGAGAAGGGAAGCAUAAGGCUUAAAAUUGUGCUAACAAAGGAGGAGCUGGAGUGGUUCAUGCUUCAGCUGAAGGAUAAAGAAGGGAAGAGAUUGGAAGAUGUUUUCAGGGAGAUUGAAAGACAAAGAGGAAGAGGAAAAGUGGAGGCGUGGAAGCCUUCUCUGGAGAGUAUCAUGGAGAGCCCUGAAGUUAUAGAGAUGGAAAGAUGAGUACUUCAAUUGCAGCCUUUCUUCUUCGUCUUCUUCAUCUUCUUCUUCUUCUUCUUCUUCUUCCAUCGAUCUGUAGGCUCUUGAUGAAAUUUUGAUCAUAUGGGUUGAGUCCAUAUCUGUAAUUAAGUUUUCUUAACUGGUUGAGAUGAAUAUUUUAAGUUAAA